AUGGCUAACAAUGAUGAUUAUUUCGACAGUCUAAAAGUAGGAUGGAAAAAAUACUUUGGUGAUGGCGAAUCCACGAAUUUCUUUCACGAUCUGAAAGUAGGCUGGAAGAAAUAUUUUGGGGAUAUGUUUGAGGAAUUUGCAGCGAACACAACAAAUAUCCUGCUUCCCAGCACACCAUCAGUCCCCACUGCAACAUCAUCACUAACUUCUCUAACCGGUGCCGAUUAUUAUGAGACCACAGAAAUGCCAGUAAUGACCACAAAUGGCAGUAUGGAUUACUACUAUCUAGAUGGCAACAGCACUUAUAAUUCAACAUUGGGCAGAGUCAGUUGUGAUUCUGCAUUCUAUCAACGAAACACUAAGGGUGAUUGUGUCAUGACCAUUUUAACUAUUUUCUUGAUACUUGGAGUGUUCUUUUUUGUAUUUGGACUUGUGUCUGCUUAUGCAAUAAAAAGACUGUUACUGCUUAUGAAGAGGAAAGACUAUGAGGAAUGCAUCAUGAUGGGACACAUCCCGAGUGUGAAAGUCGUCGAUGUCAAAUUUUCUGAGGAGACCCCGAUAGCUUACUGCAAAAAAACUUCUGCCAAUGAGUUAACUUCUCAGGAUUUUCGUAAUUUUCUCUACAAACCAUUUUAA
Messenger RNA from Helobdella robusta, 636 nucleotides. RefSeq lists its product as hypothetical. Bases 1 to 636 code for a protein of 211 amino acids. The transcript is spliced from 2 exons. Lineage: Eukaryota; Metazoa; Annelida; Clitellata; Rhynchobdellida; Glossiphoniidae. The record is from RefSeq and is a predicted model, not a curated record.